This is a messenger RNA of Austrofundulus limnaeus, 4072 nucleotides long. RefSeq names its product myelin transcription factor 1-like, b (gene myt1lb). Lineage: Eukaryota; Metazoa; Chordata; Actinopteri; Cyprinodontiformes; Rivulidae. Gene Ontology annotation, cellular component: nucleus. Gene Ontology annotation, biological process: regulation of transcription by RNA polymerase II. The record is from RefSeq and is a predicted model, not a curated record. Gene Ontology annotation, molecular function: zinc ion binding; RNA polymerase II cis-regulatory region sequence-specific DNA binding; DNA-binding transcription factor activity, RNA polymerase II-specific.
GGAGGAUACAUCCAUGCCGAGUGUACAGAGAGAGCCAGAUCCACGUCAGAUACAGUGGAGGGAAGCAGUUCAGCUUGUAGGACUGAGAAAUAAGCUUUUCAGCUUCUUUCAGCUGUCCCUCCCUCCCAGCACAAAUAUAAGCAUAUGCAUACUCCCAGUUUCCCUGCCUGACACACACACAUACACACACACACAGUUGCUGUAGGGUAUACCAGUCGGCUCUGGCAGUCUUCUCCUUUGUUGUUUUUGCUAUUGGUUGGUCUGAGCGGCAGCACGGCGCGCGCCUCCAUCAUCACCGGGGUGGUGUGUGUGUGUGUGUGUGUGUGUGUGUGUGUGUGUGAGGAGUCUGAGAGGCGGCGCGUGAAGGAUGCCACUGGCUGUACCUGGAAAAUGAGUGUGGAGGAGACGUGGUGAGCCGGUUCCUCUCCAGCUGAACGUCAGUGCGUCACGGUGGCAGAAGAAGUCGGAGCCAAAGAGCUGUCUGAAGUCCAGAACAUUUCAGAUGGAGGUGGAUGCAGACGAUAAGCGCCAUCGCACACGCUCCAAAGUGCCUGUGGAUCCAGCGUUAACAGAGCUAUUCAGUGUGUACGGCUGCCCACUGGCCAAAAAGAGGAAGAGUCUAGACAGACAAACCCUAGAAACGUCGCCCAAGAGGAGCACCUACCUUGAUGACAUGGACAAUUCCACGAUGGAGGAGUGCUAUGAGACUGACGGGACGGAGGAGAUGGAUGACAGGGAGGAAGAGGAAGAGGAGGGAGCCAUAGAGGAGGAGGGGGAAGUGGAGGAGGAAGAGGAAGAUGUGGAAGGCUACAUGGACUAUAAUGUGGAGCAAAUGGAGCAGGAAGACGGCGAGGAGGAGGACAGAGGAGAUGGAGAAGAAGAGGAGGAGGAGGUGGAGGUGGAGCAGGAGGAAGAGGAGGAAGGUGAUGAAGUGAGGGUGGAGGAGGCAGAGGAGGAGGAGGAGGCAAUAGAGGAUGUGGACUAUGACGAGGGGGAGGAGGAGGAGGAGGAGGAAGGAGAGCAUAAUCAAGGGCAAGAGGACGAUCAGAUGAGCACUGGCGAGGGGGGCGAGGAGAACAGUGGCAGAGGAGGCGGCGAUGGCAGCGGAAAGUCUGGCCCCGUGGCGGAGAAGGACGACAACAACAACGACGAGUACGAAAACUACGACGAGCUCGUGGCCAAGUCCCUCCUAAACCUGGGCAAGAUCGCUGAGGACGCCGCCAACCGCGCCAUGACCGAGUCCGAGAUGAACAGCAACUCGUCCAACAGCGCGGAGGAUGAGGAGGAAGACGAGGAGGAAGACGAGGAAGAGGAUGAUGAAGAAGAAGAGGAGGAGGAGGAGGAGGAAGAGGAGGAGGAUGACGAAGGAGACGAAAGGCAGCGGGAAGAUCUGACUUUGGACGUCGACAGCGAUGUGGUUCGGGAAACAGUGGACUCCCUUAAACUGCUGGCACAGGGUCACGGUGCUGUUCUGUCUGACAGCUUAGAUGGGCAGGAGUUUCCAAACAGUACAGUUGGGAUUGGGGAUGAGACUGGCUGCUCCCACAAUGGGGGCAACACACACAAUGGUGGCAAUGGACAAAUUAGGACCACCAGUAAUGGACAAAUAGAAAACAGUGACGAGGAAGUCUGUCUAAGCAGUCUGGAGUGCCUAAGGAACCAAUGCUUUGAUUUGGCUCGGAAACUAAGUGAAACAAAGCCCAUCGAUCGAAACGGACCAUCCCAGCAAAAUCAUUUCUCAUGCGGGGACCCCAAUCAGCAGCCCCAGCAUCACGGUUAUGGAGAUUUUCACAAUAGUCAAGAUGACAGGCGGACACUUGACAGGAACUAUUCCGACAUGGACAAUCUCAUGAAGCUUGAGGAGCAGCUGAGCCCACGCUCCAAGGCCUUCUCUAGUUGUAUACACGACGAACGGUAUCACACCAACAGCCACAGAGAUUUCGAUGAAGACACAGCCUCGGUGACAUCGGACCGAUCGGAGGAGGUGUUUGACAUGACGAAGGGAAACCUGUCUCUGCUGGAGAAAGCAAUUGCACUAGAGUCAGAACGCGCCAAGGCAAUGAGGGAUAAAAUGGCAGCUGAGGCAGCGAGAAGAGAGGGAGUGAGGUACACCCACGACGACCAYGGCCCACGGCAUGGCUACGGUGUUGAACGUAAAGCCCGGCUUCCUGAUGGUAUGAAGAAGCCUUUCUUCCAUAAAGAUGCUUCACGUGCAGACAAGAAGGAAAGCAGGUGUCCGACGCCCGGCUGUGACGGCACGGGUCACGUGACGGGCCUGUACCCCCACCAUCGCAGCCUGUCUGGUUGUCCCCACAAAGACAGGGUGCCACCAGAAAUUGUGGCAAUGUAUGAGAAUGUUCUUAAGUGUCCUACACCUGGCUGCACGGGACGUGGCCAUGUCAAUAGCAACAGAAACUCUCACAGAAGUCUAUCAGGAUGUCCAAUCGCUGCAGCCGAGAAGCUGGCGAAAGCCCAGGAGAAACAUCAGAGCUGCGCCGGCCCCAAGUCUAACCAGGCGUCUGACAGAAUCUUAAGGCCUAUGUGCUUUGUCAAACAACUGGACUAUCCACAGUAUGGUUACAAGAACAAUGUUUCCACCAGCACGCCCCGCUCCAACCUGGCCAAGGAACUGGAGAAGUACUCCAAGACCAGCUUCGACUACAGCGCCUUUGAUGGCAGCAACAACCACCAGGUGUAUGGGAAGAGGGCCAUUGCACCCAAAGUUCACGGGCAAAGGGACACCUCCCCGAAAGGAUAUGAUGCCAAACGAUACUGCAAGAACUCCAGCUCRGCCAGCAGCACCACCAGCACCUACGCCCCCAGCAGCAGCAACAGCAGCCUGAGCUGUGGAGGCGGCGGAGGGGGCGCGGGAGGAGGCGGGGGUGGCGGGGGCAGCAGCGCCAGCAGCACAUGCAGCAAGAGCAGCUUUGACUACAGCCACGAUAUGGAGGCCGCCCACAUGGCGGCAACCGCCAUCCUCAACCUCUCCACGCGCUGCCGAGAGAUGCCCCACGGGAUGGGGGGGAAGCCCCCGGACCUGUGCUCGCAGCAUGAUGAUCUGGAUCCUUUCCACGACCUGCUGGAGGAUCGCUACGCAGACGUUAACAUGCCCAGCCCCAAGCCCAAGUACGCCCAGUGCAAGGAGAGUAAAAAGGACCUGAUAACAUGUCCCACACCGGGGUGUGACGGAAGUGGUCACUUGACGAGCAAUUUCGCCUCACAUCGAAGUCUCUCAGGUUGUCCUUUAGCUGACAAAAGCAUUCGAAGUAUGCUGGCCAACAACGCCCAAGAGCUCAAGUGCCCGACACCAGGCUGCGAUGGUUCAGGACAUAUCACCGGCAACUACGCCUCACAUAGAAGUCUUUCGGGGUGUCCUCGGGCCAGGAAAAGUGGGAUAAAGAUCAUCCACAGUAAAGAAAAUAAGGAGGACCAGGAGCCCAUCAGGUGUCCUGUUCCGGGUUGUGACGGUCAGGGACAUGUGACGGGGAAAUAUGCAUCUCACAGAAGUGCAUCGGGAUGCCCGAUAGCAGCCAAGAGACAAAAAGACGGCUAUCUAAAUGGCAUUCAGUUCACAUGGAAGUCUGGAAAGACAGAGGGCAUGUCCUGCCCCACCCCAGGCUGUGAUGGCUCGGGGCACGUCAGUGGUAGUUUCCUGACACAUCGAAGUCUAUCAGGUUGUCCACGYGCCACCUCCGCCAUGAGGAAAGCCAGGCUCUCAGGAGUGGAAAUGCUAACAAUAAAGCAGCAACGUGCCAGCAAUGGGCUGGAGCACGAAGAGGAGAUCAAACAGCUGGAUGAAGAAAUCAAAGAUUUAAGUGAAUCAAAUUCACAAGUGGAGACAGACAUGAUCAAACUUAGAACACAGAUCACAACAAUGGAGUCCAACUUGAAGUCCAUAGAGGAGGAAAACAAGGUGAUUGAACAGCAAAAUGACUCUCUGCUGCAUGAGCUGGCCAACCUCAGCCAGUCACUGAUUAACAGUUUAGCUAAUGUCCAGCUCCCUCAUAUGAAACCGCUGGCAGACAAAGAGCUUCCUCUGAGGAAUAACAGCUGCUUACAAAUGCACCAGCAA